This is a messenger RNA of Ruditapes philippinarum (Manila clam), 803 nucleotides long. RefSeq names its product transcription initiation factor TFIID subunit 11-like. The transcript is spliced from 4 exons. Gene Ontology annotation, molecular function: transcription coactivator activity; protein heterodimerization activity. Gene Ontology annotation, biological process: RNA polymerase II preinitiation complex assembly; transcription initiation at RNA polymerase II promoter. Bases 91 to 705 code for a protein of 204 amino acids. NCBI's taxonomy places the organism in Eukaryota, Metazoa, Mollusca, Bivalvia, Venerida, Veneridae. The record is from RefSeq and is a predicted model, not a curated record. Gene Ontology annotation, cellular component: transcription factor TFIID complex; nucleus.
CAGACGAUAUCAACAUCGUUUCAAGCGUCCGAAAGAAAAUUUACUCAUUUAAAAUUUUUCUAUCUUUUUCUAUUUCUAUUUAAAGACAGAAUGGAUAGUCCUCUGUCUAUUCAAGACAUGAAACCCGUCAUUCAGAGUCCAGAUCACACAGAUCGCCCUAACAUAUCGCCAUCCGUAUCGCCGUCUACUUCUUCAACUAAAGAUCUGCAAAAAUCUCCAAGGAAAUCUUCAGAAUCUGAGACCGAGACGGAAUCACCUGACAAAGGAAAGUCUAAGUCGCCAUCAAAAACUAAGGCAUCCCCUUCUCAAGAUAGGAAGCGGAAAGCAGAGAUAGAUGAAGAAACAAGACAGAAAAAUGAGAAACAAGAAGAAGAAAGACAGAAAAUGCAGGUUCUUGUUUCAAACUUUUCUGAGGAGCAACUCAACAGAUAUGAAAUGUACAGGAGAGCAGCUUUUCCUAAAGCAGCAGUUAAAAGGUUGAUGCAAUCAAUAACUGGCACAGCAAUAUCUCCGAAUGUAGUCAUAGCAAUGGCAGGUAUAGCGAAGGUAUUUGUUGGAGAAGUUGUUGAAGAAGCGUUAGAUGUUUUAGAAUUAUGGAAUGACUCGGGACCAAUUCAACCUAAACAUAUACGAGAGGCAGUUAGAAAGUUACGCAGCAGAAAUACCAUCCCCAAUGUGAAGAAGAAGAAAGUAUUACUGUCAUGAUAUCAUGAAAUAACAAGUGCUAUAUAGACAUGUGUAUUGAAGAAAUGUGAUAGAGAAGGAAAGGGUAGCUGGUACUACGAAUAAGAAAAUUCUAAAAA